UCGCGCGCCGCCAUGGACGCCACGCCAGCGCUCCUGAGGGCCCCACCCGCCGAGGUGCUGGACGACGUGCUGCGGGAGCAGUUCGGGCCGUUGCCCCAGUUGGCCGCCGUCUGCCGCCUCAAGCGGCUGCCGUCGGGCGGCUACUCGUCCACGGAGGACCUGCAGUUGGUGCUGGAGCGGCGGCGCGUGGCCAACGCUAAGGAGCGCGAGCGGAUAAAAAAUCUCAACCGUGGUUUUGCCAAACUGAAGACGCUGGUGCCAUUUCUUCCCCAAAGCAGGAAGCCUAGCAAAGUUGAUAUCCUCAAAGGUGCAACUGAAUACAUACAAGUUCUCAGUGAUGUUUUGGAAGGAGCCAAAGACUCUGAGAAACAAGACCCAGAUCAUCAGAACUAUAGCAACAAUACUUCUGAACCACAUAUGUCCUUGGCUAGAGAGCUAUCGAGAAAUAUACCACAUGCCGGUUGUGCUGUGGGCUUGAAGAAUGAGGAGGAAGGGUCCUGGACAGAUGGCGGCAAUGGUGAGUCGGCACACACUUGUCGCCAGGGGGCGAUGUCUACAAUGGGAGUUAUCUCUCCAGCCAGGAGUCUGGAUAGGUUCCCAGAAGUAGAACUGAGUCACAGGUAG
This is a messenger RNA of Mesoplodon densirostris (Blainville's beaked whale), 624 nucleotides long. It is a transcript of the gene FIGLA, whose product is annotated as folliculogenesis specific bHLH transcription factor. Gene Ontology annotation, biological process: developmental process; regulation of transcription by RNA polymerase II. NCBI's taxonomy places the organism in Eukaryota, Metazoa, Chordata, Mammalia, Artiodactyla, Ziphiidae. The transcript is spliced from 4 exons. The record is from RefSeq and is a predicted model, not a curated record. Bases 13 to 624 code for a protein of 203 amino acids. Gene Ontology annotation, molecular function: protein dimerization activity; DNA-binding transcription factor activity, RNA polymerase II-specific; RNA polymerase II transcription regulatory region sequence-specific DNA binding.